AAUUAAAACAGUGAAUCGAUUCGUAGUCUUUGUUAGAACAGAGUAGCCUUAUCGUCGAGCAUUUUAUACUACAAAAAAAGUCGUGAAACUCGUGCAAACUUUCAUUAACACUAUCAUGAACUUAUUGUGGAAAAAAGAGACCAACGAGCUAGGGUCAGCAUUCGUGGAUAUAACAAAAAAAGUUCGAAGUAACUCUGCAAUCACCAGUCGUAUAGCUGCUGAGGAAAAAGAAUUUUCGAAAAAAUUAUCCGAAUCAACGAAAAUCAAGACCAAUCGAUUAUCGGUCACAUAUCGCGAGAAUGGAAAUUCAAAAUUCAAGCAACAGAAUUGGAUGGAAGCAAUGGAAUUAUAUAAUCAAAGUCUAUGCUACGCGGAAAUCGGUUCCGAAAACGUAAGCAUGGCGUAUGGUAAUCGAUCGGCAUGUUUUUAUCAUAUGCAGAUGUAUCGCAAAUGUCUACAAGACAUUGCACUGGCCAAGGAAGCAAAAUAUCCUGAACGUCUGAUGGCGAAAUUAGAUAAACGAGAAACCGAUUGUCUUAAACUGAUGACGGUUGUCGGUCAGGAAGAGGAAUUUGUGGCGAAUUUAAGUUUCGAAGCUGACGCGAACUUUUCGGGCAUGGCCAACGUACUACAAAUUCAACGAAAUGAUACCUUCGGCAGAUAUAUAACAGCGAACCAAGAUAUUGAUGUUGGGAAAACAGUUUUAGUAGAAGAGGCAUUCAUGUUAUCUGCGUCAACCACAAGGUCAAAGGUGUGCCACACCUGUGCUAAAACAUCGAUGAAUUUUAUCGCUUGCGACCAAUGUACUUAUGCUAUGUUCUGCAGUGUCGAGUGUAUGCAGAGUAACAAUUUCCACAAAAUCGAAUGUCAAUGUCAUGGCUUUCAGUAUCUAGACCUGCCCAUUCAGCAUCUUCUUCGGACCAUUUUCCUUGCCCUUCAAAUGUUUCCAAGCGUGGACGAUUUAAUGGAAUUUGUUCAGAAUACAGUCGCAGGUGCAUCUGGACUGGUGCCAGCAAACGUAACUGAUCUUAAAUCGAAAUAUCGUUCGAUUUUGAAGCUGAAUGUUUUCAUGACCUCAUUGCAUCGUCAGUGCUUCCUUCCCGAGAUAUGCAAGCUGUACUCAUCAUUGAUGUGCUUCCCAUUGAUGAAACAACAAUUCACUACAAUACAGAAACAACGAUUCCUUCUGCAUCUGCUUGGUCAUCAUAUUUGUGUCAUCAACAGUAAUGCAUUCUCCAAUCACGGUGAUCAAUAUUUUACGUUCAUCAUACAGUCCUACUUCAAUCAUUCAUGCAUUCCGAAUUUGGUACGCUUCGAAUGCGGUAACAAAACAAUUUGCACGACCACUCGGCCGGUCAAGAAGGGUGAUCAAUUGUUUGUUUUCUAUUUGGGCUAUGAAAUGAAGGACCGGCAAUCGAAAGCUAAUUUUCUGCAGGAAAAUUUCGGAUUUCGGUGCAAGUGCGAAAAGUGUGUGAUCAGUGAUUGGCAUCCGAUUAUGCCGUUAGCCGAUCCAGAAUUCCAACACAUUUUGCGACAGUAUCGUCACAAUGAACAAGCAAUCGUGAACAACCAAAACAAGCAAUUGCGUUCGGAGUUAAUCAGUGCGGGUAUUAAGUUUCUGCGUAAAUAUGGUGCUGAGCCCAGUAAGUUUGAAAUUGGACCGAUCGAGGAGAUAUUCGGUAAAUUGUUGGAGAUCCAAGCAAAUGGUCGGUUGCUUUAUUGAUUUCUUUUUUUUUGUGAUUUUGCCCUCUUUUUUGUAAUAAAAUCUGUUGAAUGUU
Molecule: messenger RNA, 1778 nt
Organism: Bradysia coprophila
Lineage: Eukaryota; Metazoa; Arthropoda; Insecta; Diptera; Sciaridae
Product: SET and MYND domain-containing protein 4-like
Source: RefSeq, a predicted model, not a curated record